GCUAGCUCAAAUCAAACUAAACCAAUAUGUUCAAGCUGUCCGCCCUCGUUGUCCUGUGCGCCCUGGUGGCCUCCUCUGUGGCUGAGCCUAAGCCCGCCAUCCUCGCUGCCGCUCCAGUGGUUGCAGCUGCCCCUGCAGGAGUCGUCACCGCCACCAGUUCGCAGUACGUCGCACGCAACUUCAACGGCGUUGCUGCUGCUCCAGUUGUUGCUGCUGCUUACACCGCUCCAGUUGCCGCCGCAUAUACCGCUCCUGUUGCUGCCGCUUAUACCGCUCCUGUUGCUGCCGCUUAUACCGCUCCGGUUGCCGCUGCCUACACCGCUCCAGUGGCCGCUGCCUACUCGGCUUAUCCCUAUGCCGCCUACCCAUACGCCGCUGGCUACACCACUGUUGUGUAAAAAGGAUUAACAACGACUCAAAAUGGAUUUGAAAUUGACUAAAAAUAGCCCUGACUGGAAAUAAAACCUAUUCAAACUAAA
Molecule: messenger RNA, 479 nt
Organism: Drosophila rhopaloa
Lineage: Eukaryota; Metazoa; Arthropoda; Insecta; Diptera; Drosophilidae
Product: vitelline membrane protein Vm26Ab
Exons: 2
Coding region: 27-398 (123 amino acids)
Source: RefSeq, a predicted model, not a curated record